Molecule: messenger RNA, 1386 nt
Organism: Endocarpon pusillum Z07020
Lineage: Eukaryota; Fungi; Ascomycota; Eurotiomycetes; Verrucariales; Verrucariaceae
Exons: 1
Coding region: 1-1386 (461 amino acids)
Biological process (GO): transcription initiation at RNA polymerase II promoter; transcription open complex formation at RNA polymerase II promoter
Cellular component (GO): transcription factor TFIIE complex
Source: RefSeq, a predicted model, not a curated record
AUGGAUGCGGCAAAGACACUCAUUCGUACGGUUGUGCGCUCGUUCUACUCCAAUCCAAAACAAAUUCUCAUCAUCGAUGCGCUGCUCAUCCACUCUGUCCUCCACGCUGACGACCUCAAUAUCCUUCUUUCCACUCAGCAAAAAGAGAUUCGCAAACUUGUAGCACCUCUGAGGAAAGCUCAACUUCUCGACAGCCAUUCGAAGGUAGAAGCCAAAGUUGGUCAGACACGCGGCGCAUCUCGGGACUACUACUACAUUCCUUUCCACCCGGCUAUCGACGCGAUCAAAUACCGCAUCACGAAACUUACUGACAGAAUCAAGGACCUUUAUAAGCCCGAGACAGAGCGCAAGGAUUGGCGUUGUCCGCGAUGCAAGUCAGAAUAUGACGCCUUUCAGGUGCUUACUUUUCAUGUCAACGACGAAGGAUUUGCCUGCGAGAAGUGCGGGACCACCCUUGAAAAAACCCCGCAGGCUAAAGAUGCUGCGGGCAUGGUCGGGCACGAGAAGCACUCUCGGCUUAUGGACCAACUGAGCAAGAUCCUCUCAUUGAUGCAACAGGUUGAUCGCCUACAAAUCCCCGAGAAUGAUUUCGACACGGCAUGGGAGAAUAAGAAAGAAGUUCCUCGAGAACGAGGUCAGCAUGCGAGGAGAGAGUACGUUGACGUACCAGGGUCCAUCAAGGUUGCCAAGGCAGGCAGGACGGGGCCGGAGAAGAUCAAAGCAGAAAGUUUGGGUAUUAAUCUGACCAGUGGAGAAGACCAUGAUGCAGCCGAUGAAGCAAGGCGGGAGGCGAAGAAGGCAGCAUUGGCGAAGCAGAAUAUGCUCCCUGUCUGGCAUACGCAGAGCACGGUGUCUGGUGUUAGUGAUGGAGUUGUGAAGGCUGAAGAUGCGCUAGCGAACGGCGGAAUACUAAAGAAGGAAGAGGAUAUUGAUGAGAAGAAGCCAAUCGUUGACGAGCAGGAUGACCUCGCCGCUUACCGCGCAGAAAUGCAACGGGAAAAGGAGGAAGCGGAGCGAAGAGCUGCUGAAGAAGAUCUGGAGUCCGAUGAGGGAGAUGAGGAUUCUUUUGAAGAUGUUCUUUCGACUGGUGUGGGCACGCCAUUACCUGGGACUACAACGCCGGCCUCGUCAUCUCAGCAAUGGCAACAACCGCCUAUGACUACAAAUGGAGUAAAGCGGGAGUUCGACUCCGAUUCAGGACCUUCCUCGGACGCCAACACGCCUGCUGCUGGUACUCCUUCGGCAAACGACGGCAGCGAGAGGGAGAUCAAGAGGGUUAAGUUUGAAAACAGCGUUGAAGCUGCCAAUGGUGGUGACAAGGCUGGUUUGAUGACAGUAAAGAAGGACGAGUCAGACGAGGAGGAGGAUUUUGAAGACGCUAUGUGA